Messenger RNA from Nestor notabilis (Kea), 3434 nucleotides. RefSeq names its product N(alpha)-acetyltransferase 25, NatB auxiliary subunit (gene NAA25). Gene Ontology annotation, biological process: N-terminal peptidyl-methionine acetylation. Gene Ontology annotation, cellular component: NatB complex; cytoplasm. The record is from RefSeq and is a predicted model, not a curated record. Bases 21 to 2852 code for a protein of 943 amino acids. NCBI's taxonomy places the organism in Eukaryota, Metazoa, Chordata, Aves, Psittaciformes, Psittacidae. The transcript has 23 exons. Gene Ontology annotation, molecular function: protein binding; protein-N-terminal amino-acid acetyltransferase activity.
UCGACAAUGGCAAUAAUAAAAUGGCAAUCCAGCAAGCAGACAAGCUGCUCAAAAAACACAAGGAUCUCCACUGUGCAAAGGUUCUGAAGGCAAUUGGCUUGCAGAGGACUGGCAAGCAGGAUGAAGCGUAUGCUCUGGCACAAGAAGUAGCAGCACUUGAACCCACAGAUGAUAAUUCCUUGCAGGCACUCACCAUCCUCUACCGGGAGAUGCACAGACCGGAACUGGUAACUAAACUUUAUGAGGCAGCUGUAAAGAAGGUUCCCAACAGUGAAGAGUAUCACUCCCAUCUCUUCAUGGCCUACGCCAGGGUUGGUGAAUACAAGAAGAUGCAACAGGCUGGAAUGGCACUUUAUAAGAUUGUACCCAAAAAUCCUUACUAUUUUUGGUCUGUGAUGAGCCUGAUCAUGCAGUCUAUUUCAGCCCAGGAUGAAAACCUCUCAAAGACGAUGUUUUUGCCCCUAGCCGAGAGGAUGGUGGAGAAAAUGGUGAAGGAGGACAAGAUUGAAGCUGAGGCUGAAGUCGAGCUGUACUACAUGAUUCUGGAACGUCUCGAGAAGUAUAAGGAAGCCUUAGAUGUUGUGAGAGGAAAACUAGGAGAGAAGCUGACAAGUGAGCUCCAAAGCCGUGAGAACAAGUGUAUGGCAAUGUACAAGAAGCUGUGUAGGUGGCCAGAGUGCAACGCGCUGUCGAGAAGGCUGCUGCUGAAAAACUCAGAUGAUUGGCAGUUUUAUAUAACUUACUUUGAUUCAGUGUUUCAACUCAUUGAUGAAUCGUGGACACCUCCACCAGAAGAAGAGCACUCUUUGGAAGGAGAGGUACACUAUUCUAUAGAGCAAGCUGUGAAGUUUAUAGAAGAGAGGAUAACAGAAGAAUCUAAGAGCUCUCGGCCGCUUCGGGGACCAUAUUUAGCUAAACUGGAGCUGAUCAGACGUUUGCGAUACAGAGGUUGUAAUGAUGAGUAUAAACUAGGUGAUCCAGAAGAACUAAUGUUCCAAUACUUCAAAAAAUUUGGUGACAAACCCUGCUGUUUUACUGAUCUCAAAGUAUUUGUGGAUCUCCUCCCAUCCAGCCAUUAUACAAAGUUCAUCAGCCAGUUGCUGGCAGUAAUCCCUCUCUCAGCAGCAGCAGAGGGUGAGCUCGCGCUGCCUGGCGACAUCAAAGCCCUGCAGCAGCACUUGUGUGUGGUGCAGCUCUCCAGGUUGCUCGGUAUCUAUCACGCCAUGGAGAAGAAGCAGAAGCUGAGUGUGGUCCGGGAGCUGAUGUUGAGAUACCGCCAUGGACUGGAGUUUGGAAAGUCUUGUUUGAAAACUGAAUUGCAGUUCUCAGACUAUUACUGCCUGCUUGCAGUUCACCUGCUGCUUGACCUGUGGCUGGAAGGUGAAGAGACAGCUGUGUGGCAGUGCCUGACCCUGUUAGAAGAAGGGUUAUCUCAUAGUCCUUCUAAUGCUCAGUUUAAAUUGCUGCUCAUUCGAAUCUACUGCAGGCUUGGUGCAUUUGAACCCGUUGCAGAGCUCUAUUCCAGCCUUGAUGCGAAGCACAUACAGCACGACACCAUCGGCUACCUUCUGACGCGCUAUGCAGAGUCACUGGGCCACUACGCUGCUGCAUCCCAAUCCUGCAAUUUUGCACUCAGGUUUUUCCACUCCAACCAGAAAGAUACCUCAGAAUAUAUCAUUCAAGCCUACAAGUACGGUGCGUUUGAGAAGAUCCCGGAGUUCAUUGCGUUUCGAAACAGGCUGAACUCUUCCCUUCACUUCGCGCAAGUUCGCACAGAGCGGAUGCUCUUGGACCUUUUACUUGAAGCAAACAUAUCAACCAGUUUAGAAGAAAGUAUAAAGUCCAUGAGUCUGAGCCCAGAGGAGGAUGACAUUCCUUGGAAAGAUUUGCGCGACAACAGAGACCUGACAGUCCUGUUUAACUGGGAUCCAAAAGACAGGGACAUUUCUGAAGAACAUAGGAAACUCUCACUGGAGGAAGAAACCAUGUGGUUGCGAAUCCGGUCUUUAACUUUAAGGCUAGUAAGCGGACUCCCAACUCUUAGUCACACUAUUCAACCAAAGAACUCUGAAAAGACUGCAGAGAACGGCGUCUCAUCCAAGAUUGAUACAAUCCGAUCCCUGCUCCAGCAGCUGGAAGCGGCAGCGGAUUCAGGGAAGAAGUUUCUAGAACAAAAAAUUCAGUAUCCUGUCCUUGGCCCUCCUCCUACCCGAAUGGCUGGCUUCUUCAGUAAUGGCAGCUGUCAGUGCCAGACUAGCUUGUUUUAUCUUGUUAGUGAUAUUUAUGAACUAGAUACCAAUGGCUUAGAAGAUUCAGCAGAAAUCCAGGAGAGGAUAGGGAAUAGUUUCAAGUCCUUAGUAGAACGACUGACAGACUUGUUCAAUAAAUGUAAAGGUGAUUUGAUUGAAGUCAGAGAUGGCACCUUGAAAACCCAUCCAAGCCUGUUAGAAAACCUGGUCUUCUUUGUUGAGACGAUCUCCAUCGCCCUGUGGGUAUCCAGUUACUGUGACAGUGUCCUCCGACCUUUUAAAUCCAACCUGCAGAAAAAGAAGAAGAAAAAAAAAGAAAGCAGUUUAGCCAUGCCACCUGUAUUUACACAUUUCCUGGAUUAUGUUACUGAGCUACAGACGUUAACUUCCAAUGUAAUAGAUCACAUCAAAGGGCUUGAAAUCAUUCUGACUGCACUAAAACUUGAAGAGCUGUCCCUCAAGGACACUCUGCUUUUACAGGAAGAAAAAAAGUUUACAAAGACUGUGCAAGGGAAGGUGCAGAGCAGUUACCAUCACUCAGUUCAGGAAAUUGGAGAGCUGCUGAAAAAGAGACUCGAUACCAUUAAAAAACUAAAGAUUUGAGAACUGCAUCCUUGACAGACUCUACAGGGGAGUGACACCAGAGUCCCAGACAGAAGCAACGUCCAAUAUACCAUCACUUUAAUCCAGAACUUCCUCAUAAUGCAUGAAGGACUUAAAAUCAUAAACCAAUUUUUUUAGGUAUUACAGAUGUAUUGAGCUGAUUUAAAUUAUUGUACAUAAAUGAGAAGCAGGGACCCUUAUCGGGGUUUGACCACUUUUUAUACAUGUUCAUAAGCAUAUUGCAACAGGAGAAAAUUCACUUUCUUCCCUUCCAAUCUCUAGAAACAACUGGAGAUGGUCUUUAGAAGCAGCAAUAGAAAUCCAGUGUAAAGCAUAUAUCUCAAAGGAGUUGUAUUUUCAUCACCAUACAGUGUUUAUAAUUUUUGUAUGGUCUUUGCCUUAGAAAUGCAGAAGUUGUAGAUGCAUUUGGCCGCCUCCAGUGAAAUGAGCCUGUUUUGGAGCUAUUCUGUCCUCAAGCCACCAGGUCCUACUGAAUGAAUUCAGUGUGGUGGUCCCACAGGGAGAGGUGAAGCUGUGCUGGAGGAACACCCUCAGUGUACAGCCAGCCAGCAAGCGUGGGAG